Messenger RNA from Filobasidium floriforme, 3690 nucleotides. RefSeq lists its product as uncharacterized. The coding region runs from base 250 to 3546 and encodes 1098 amino acids. The record is from RefSeq and is a predicted model, not a curated record. Lineage: Eukaryota; Fungi; Basidiomycota; Tremellomycetes; Filobasidiales; Filobasidiaceae. Gene Ontology annotation, biological process: ubiquitin-dependent protein catabolic process; protein polyubiquitination. Gene Ontology annotation, molecular function: ubiquitin protein ligase activity. The transcript has 13 exons.
GUCCCCCGAUCUUUGACGCUGAAAGGAGAGCCACUUUCGCUUUGUGGGACUCUUGCUACGAGUCGUCGACGGUAGCAAGGUGAAGACGACGACGCACAAGUCUCGUUGACGAUCAUCCCGAAAGCUCUGGCGCUUACUCAUCACUCGUACCCCAAGUGCGAUCGAUACCUCAUACCAGGAUCAUAUCGAACGAAGAUUUUCGACUCAAAUCCAUCGCAAGCAAACAUCAAAAGCGGCCUCUGUGUCAACAUGCCCAUGUUCACUCAAUUCUCCGGGAUUUCGAAACCCCGGCAGAUCAACCUCUCUGGUCGACCAUCUUCAUCCCAACCUUCCAAUUCAGAGACUCUCCUCGCAAAAGCUCGGGAGGAACGUCGAGCGAGAGAGCGCAAUCGCUUGGAGAUCACCAGCGCCUCGUGUAUCCAGAGGGUAUGGCGAGGUAGACGAGCUGCUCGAGAGGUCCGAGACAGCUUGAGGAUCGAUGUACAGCAUCUUCUCGGACAGCCCGAAUUGGGAUCGGAGGAAUGGACGUUUCUGAACAGGGCCUUGAUGAUCAUUCUCUGGAAUGACCGUGCUCUCACUUCCAACGAUGACGACGGGGAGUUGUUAGUGCGAUGGUGUCGAGCGGGAACAGCUGCUCUCGAUCGCGGCGGUCAUCAUGCUUUACUACCACUCGCCUCCGACCCAAGUCAUAUCGCAACCAUUCGCUGCCUGUUGGAUCGAUCGCUGUCACUGUUUUCUCGCCCCACGGGCUUCCCGAACGCCGAAAUCGUUCACUACCUGUAUCGAUUCUUACGAGAAGACAAUUGGAAGUCCUUACUCGCCAGCUCGAACGAUGAAGAAACCAUAGGGUCCGCUUUGAGAAAGCGGCUGAUUGAGAGCUUGAUCGAGGGAAAGCGUGGAUGGGUCGAGCGUCUUGUGGCUGGAAUGCAACAUAUCACUCCAGCUCAGAAAUCACACCCCGCACUACCGCCUCUCGUCGACCUGCUCGUCAUGCCUUCCAAAAGCUACCCCGAUAGCACCGCUGUCGGAGCCAAGAUAUACCCCGCCUUCCUCAACGACCUACUUUCUCGACCGAAUCUCAUGAGCAGCUUGCCCCUGUCUAGUCUGGGCGUACUCAUGGGCGGUCUGCAGCUUUGGAACAAGUUGAUCCCGCUGACAACAGGUGCUGUUGGGCAGAGCAUUCUCGAUUCGGGAAGACUGAAAACGGAGAUGGGCAAGACUGAUCUACUGGCGAAUUUGGCGACCAUCAUCGUACGAACCGGGAUGAUCGACAAGAAGCAAGUGCAGGAUGUGGCGGGUUGGAUGAAGCUCUCAACGUCCGUUCUUGAGGGUGUCGAGGACGGGUGGGGGCUGUGGAUCGAGCGUCAAGGGAUCUGGGCUGUGCCCGUAGCGAGGGUUGGAAGUGAUUCGGUCAUGGCGGGACCUGGAGAAGGAAUCGACACGGUUAUGGACAGCGAUGGAGAGGAGGAUGAAGAACUCGCGGGCGGGAGGAGACGCUUACGUGAAGGACAACUCGUGGCCGAGAACAGAAGCCGAGCGCGAGGACGGGUAGAACCCGCCACAACCACCAAGCUCUUGCAUCUGUUUUCACCGCAGCAUCUCAACCUCCUUGCAGCCAAGUCUAUCAACGACCGGGUUGCCACGGAAGCGCUCACUGGGCUCGUCACGACCAUGUUGAGAGCUUUCAGAGGUAGCCCUAGAUGGGAAGGCAUACUCGAGGGCAUCUUGCAAAGCGAACACGGUAUCCAGCUGCAGCGACAACUCUGGCUUGUCGUCCGGACUCACUGGAAGAACAUCACAAAGGCGACCUGGGAGAGCCUCUUCACGCCGACAUCCAGCAAAACACCGCAUCUACCAGCCCUGCAACUCUUUUCGACCCUAUACUUGCAGAACCUCUUGACCUUGCCGGAUGACGAGUUUUUCGAACCCGUGCGCAAGGCCGGAGGUCGAAGCGCACUCAGCCUCGACGAGGUUGGAGACCUUGCAAGCAUAUGGAAAGAUCUGGCUUUCUAUGGUUACGUAGUUGGAGUUGGAGCCGGACCGGAGACACCCGUCACAAAGCGAAAGGAGGAACUGAGGAGCCUUAUGACACAAGGAGUUCUUGCUGUCAGCGCCAGAAAUGCGAGGCGAAAAUUCCUGGCCGAAGGUUUCUGGAUCAUGAUAGACGACUCUGAGAUGGGCAGCUUCAUAGACACCGUCUGUCAGGAGGAACAGCAGCUAGAAGGAACAGCCGAGGAGGAAGACGACAUGAAUGAAAACAUCCCCGACGAUCAACUGGCAUUGGUACCACCACCCUGGUUGCGAGCCAGACGUUUGCUGAGCAAGCGACAGAUGGCGAAGAUCAGUCCUAGAUUGGGUUUACUCAAUAAUCUACCGAUGACACUCCCCUUCGAAUCUAGGGUGGAAAUCAUGGGACAAUUUGUCAACAACGACUACAACAAGCUAGCGAAGUAUAUGAGGAGGCGUAAACUGCGUCACUAUGCUACCAUCCGACGCACCCACCUGAGUGAAGACUCGUUCCGGGAAUUUAACAAGCUGGGCGCUGCUUUGAAAGGUAGCAUUCAGAUUACUUUCUUAGACGAAUUCGGCGAAGAAGAGAUGGGCAUCGACGGCGGCGGCCUCUUCAAGGAGUGGCUUAUCAGCCUUUCGAAAGAAGUCUUCGAUACCGACCGCGGAUUGUGGUUGGCCACGUCCCAGAACGAACUCUACCCGAACCCCCAUCGAUAUGCAAAGGAGCCGCAUCAACUGGAAUGGUAUACGUUCAUCGGUCGCAUGCUGGGCAAAGCGCUCUACGAGGGCUUGCUCAUGAACGCUUCUUUCGCGGGAUUCUUCCUGUCCAAGUGGCUUGGCAGGCAGAGUUACCUGGAUGACCUAGCUUCUUUGGAUUACGAUCUCUACAAAGGCUUGAUCGCUCUGAAAAAUUAUCCUGGAGACCCGGAGGACAUGUCACUAACUUUCACACUGGAUCAAGAGGAAUUUGGGCAGACGGUCUCUAUCGACCUCAAGAGAAAUGGUUCGAAUAUUCCAGUCACCCGAGCCAAUCGAAUGGAAUACAUCCAGCUCGUCUGCGACUUCAAGCUCAACAAACAAAUUGCGCCUCAAUGUGAAGCCUUCUUUUCUGGAUUGUCUGACAUUAUCGACCCCAAAUGGUUGAGGAUGUUUGACCAGCAAGAGCUGCAAACGCUCAUCGGUGGAGCGGAAACUCCGAUCGAUGUUGACGAUCUCCAGCAACAUUCGGUCAUGCAUGAGAAAGACGAUCCUCUUUACGACGUGUUUUGGAAGGUCGUACGUGGAAUGACGCAAACGGAACUUCGAUCGCUUCUCAAGUUUGUUACCUCGACACCGAACCCACCUUUGCUCGGAUUCAAGCAACUUAAUCCGCAAUUCGGCAUUCGCCUCAAUCCCCAUGGACACGACAUCAACAGAUUGCCUACAGCCGCUGCGUGCAUGAAUCUGCUCAAACUACCCCGAUACAAAGACGAACACACCCUCAAGGCCAAGCUCUUGCAAGCUAUCAACUCCAACGCCGGAUUCUACCUUUCCUAAUCCGAUACCAGAGUCUCCUGGCAUUCUUUGGCUCUUCUACUUCGAUGAGAAAUAUCACGCCCGCUGUAUCCGCAUCUUUGACGUCAUGAAUGAAACGAACUGUACUUCACGUAGAGAAUCUGUUAUUAGCAUCAUUAUUCACGA